CCCUCCAUCCCCCAGUCCAUCCCUCCAUCCCCCAGUCCAUCCCUCUCUUUCUCCCUCCAUCCCUCUCUUUCUCCCUCCAUCCCUCUUUCUCCCUCCAUCUCUCUCUUUCUCCCUCCAUCCCUCUCUUUCUCCCUCCAUCCCUCUCUUUCUCCCUCCAUCCCUCUCUUUCUCCCUCCAUCCCUCUUUCUCCCUCCAUCCCUCUCUUUCUCCCUCUAUCCCUCUCUUUCUCCCUCCAUCCCUCUCUUUCUCCCUCUAUCCCUCUCUUUCUCCCUCCAUCCCUCUCUUUCUCCCUCCAUCCCUCUCUUUCUCCCUCCAUCUCUCUCUUUCUCCCUCCAUCCCUCUCUUUCUCCCUCCAUCCCUCUCUUUCUCCCUCCAUCCCUCUCUUUCUCCCUCCAUCCCCCCGUGUAUAGGGCAUCAGUCUCAAGAGUGGGCAAGAUCGUCGAUACGAGUUAAAUCUAUCUGGACACUUCUGAAGUCAUCUCAUGAUGCACACAACAACCACAGCCACCACAACCACCACAACCACCACAGCCACCACAGCCACCACAACCACCACAGCCACCACAACCACCACAGCCACCACAACCACCACAACCACAGCCACCACAACCACCACAACCACAGCCACCACAGCCACCACAACCACCACAACCACCACAGCCACCACAGCCACCGCAACCACCACAACCACCACAGCCACCACAACCACCGCAGCCACCGCAGCCACCGCAGCCACCACAGCCACCACAACCACCACAACCACCACAGCCACCACAACCACAACCACAGCCACCACAACCACCACAACCACCGCAGCCACCACAACAACCACAACCACCACAGCCACCACAGCCACCACAGCCACCACAACCACCACAACCACCACCACAACCACAACCACCACAGCCACCACAGCCACCACAACCACCACCACAACCACCACAACCACAACCACCACCACCACAACCACAACCACAACCACCACCACCACAGCCACCACAGCCACCACAGCCACAACCACCACCACAACCACCACAACCACCACAACCACAACCACCACCACCACAGCCACCACAACCACCACAACCACAACCACCACAACCACAACCACCACAACCACAACCACAACCACCACAACCACAGCCACCACAACCACCACAACCACCACAGCCACCACAGCCACCACAGCCACCACAACCACAGCCACCACAACCACCGCAGCCACCACAGCCACCACAACCACAACCACAGCCACCACAGCCACCACAGCCACCACAACCACAACAACCACAACCACCACAGCCACCACAGCCACCACAGCCACCACAACCACAACCACCACAACCACCACAGCCACCACAGCCACCACAGCCACCACAACCACCACCACAACCACCACAACCACCACAACCACAACCACAACCACCACAACCACCACAACCACCACAACCACAACCACCACAACCACAACCACCACAACCACCACAACCACCACAACCACCACAACCACCACCACAACCACCACAACCACCACAACCACCACCACAACCACCACCACAACCACCACCACAACCACCACCACAACCACCACCACAACCACCACCACAACCACCACAACCACCACAACCACAACCACCACAACCACAACCACCACCACAACCACAACCACAACCACCACCACAACCACCACAACCACAACCACCACAACAACCACCACAACCACAACCACAACCACCACAACCACAGCCACAACCACCACAACCACCACAGCCACCACAACCACAGCCACCACAGCCACCACAGCCACCACAGCCACCACAACCACAACAACCACAACCACCACAGCCACCACAGCCACCACAACCACCACAACCACCACAGCCACCACAGCCACCACAGCCACCACAGCCACCACAACCACCACAACCACCACCACAACCACCACAACCACCACAACCACAACCACAACCACCACAACCACAACCACAACCACAACCACAACCACCACAGCCACCACCACAACCACCACAACCACCACCACAACCACCACCACAACCACCACCACAACCACCACCACAACCACCACCACAACCACCACAACCACAACCACCACCACAACCACAACCACAACCACCACCACAACCACAACCACCACAGCCACCACCACAACCACAACCACCACAACCACAACCACAACCACAACCACCACAACCACCACAACCACCACAACCACCACAACCACCACAACAACAACCACCACAACCACAACCACAACCACCACAACCACCACAACCACAACCACCACCACCACAACCACCACCACAACCACCACCACAACCACCACCACAACCACAACCACAACCACCACAACCACAACCACCACAACCACAACCACCACCACCACAACCACCACAACCACCACAACCACCACAACCACAACCACCACAACCACAACCACCACCACCACAACCACCACAACCACCACAACCACCACCACAACCACCACCACAACCACCACAACCACAACCACCACAACCACAACCACAACCACCACAACCACAACCACAACCACCACAACCACCACAACCACCACAACCACAACCACCACAACCACCACCACAACCACCACAACCACAACCACCACAACCACCACAACCACAACCACCACAACCACAACCACCACCACCACAACCACCACAACCACCACAACAACCACAACCACCACCACAACCACCACCACCACAGCCACCACAACCACCACAACAACAGCCACCACAACCACAGCCACCACAACCACCACAACCACCACAACCACCACAACCACAGCCACCACAGCCACCACAACCACAGCCACCACAACCACCACAACAACAGCCACCACAACCACCACAGCCACCACAACCACCACACCACAACCACAGCCACCACAACCACCACACCACAACCACAGCCACCACAACCAUUUACAAAAUAGCCUCCAACACUCUACUCAGCAAAUUGUAUGCAGUCUAUCACAGUGCCAUCCGUUUUGUCACCAAAGCCCCAUAUACUACCCACCACUGCGACCUGUAUGCUCUUGUUGGCUGGUCCUCGCUACAUACAUUUGUCGCCAAACCCACUGGCUCCAGGUCAUCUAUAAGUCUUUGCUAGGUAAAGCCCCGCCUUAUCUCAGCUCACUGGUCACCAUAGCAACACCAAGCCAUAGCAUGCGCUCCAGCAGGUAUAUCUCACUGGUCACCCCCAAAGCCAAUUCCUACUUUGGCCGCCUUUCCUUCCAGUUCUCUGCUGCCAAUGACUGGAACGAACUGCAAAAAUCACUGAAGCUGGAGACUCAUAUCUCCCUCACUAACUUUAAGCACCAGCUGUCAGAGCAGCUCACAGAUCACUGCACCUGUACAUAGCCCAUCUGUAAAUAGGCCAUCCAACUACCUCAUCCCCCAUACUGUUAUUUAUUUGAUUUAUUUUGCUCCUUUGCACCCGAGUAUCUCUACUUGCACAUUCAUCUUCUGCACGUCUAUCACUCCAGUGUUUAAUUGCUAUAUUGUAAUUAUUUAGCCGCUAAGGCCUAUUUAUUGCCUUACCUCCCAGAACAACAAAAACAACCACCACAACAACAACCACCACAACAACAACCACAACAACCAC
Molecule: messenger RNA, 3645 nt
Organism: Salvelinus fontinalis (brook trout)
Lineage: Eukaryota; Metazoa; Chordata; Actinopteri; Salmoniformes; Salmonidae
Product: mucin-2-like
Exons: 1
Coding region: 483-3401 (972 amino acids)
Source: RefSeq, a predicted model, not a curated record